Messenger RNA from Bursaphelenchus okinawaensis, 1794 nucleotides. The record is from the annotation of a GenBank genome assembly. NCBI's taxonomy places the organism in Eukaryota, Metazoa, Nematoda, Chromadorea, Rhabditida, Aphelenchoididae.
AUGUCAGGAAAGGCAAGUUAAGUUCGUUAAAUAUGAAUUGUUGUUUAGGGGGAUGCGGUUGAAGUUGACAAAGAAGAAAGUGAUGUCGACGAUGAAGAAGACAUCUUUGAGGUUGAUUAUUUGAUGGGAACGAAAAUGAUUAAAGGUGUCAGACAUUUUCAUGUGAGUCUGCUUUUUGAUUUUUAUAAAUAUUUUUCUUAAAAGAUCAGAUUUUUAACGGUAUUAUUAGCAGUUGCUUGGCAACCACCGUUGCAAGUGCUAUAAGAUGAUUUAUAUUUUCUUUUUAGGUUCGAUGGAAAGGUUAUGAUGAAAAUCAUGAUUCUUGGGAGCCCGAAGAAAACCUGGAGGGUUCCAUGGAGAUUGUAAAUAAGUUUAUGGAAGAAUACAAUGCUAAAAAGAAAUCUAAGGGUAAAGCUGCGAAAGCACCAGCAAAGAAGAAGGCUAAGAUCGAAAAGGCUGAAGAAGAUGAGGAGGAGGAUGUUGAGGAUGAUAAAGCUGACGAAGACGACAAAGAUGACGAUUAUUCUGUUGAAAAGAGAAAGUAAGUACUACCCAUGGUUUUGUAGACAUUUAGCCUUUUGGAUUAAUUUAUUUUUUGCACCAAAUUUAAUAUAAAUUGACAAUAAUAUGUAAAUAUCCAUUUUUGAUUUAUAUUUUUGUGGGAUAUGAUUUUUUACUGUAAAUCACUUACUUCUUGAUAAUUUUAGGUCUGCCAAAGGACAAACAUCUAAAACGUCGGAACCAUCGACCUCGAGCAACUACAAGUCAUCAGUUCUGGUCUGUAAUAUCUUAUAACAUUUCAUUUUUUAUACCUAUUUCCAACCUUUUUCUUUCUUUAAUUAUGACUGUUAUAUUAGUUUAAAUAUUUCAAAAAUUGUUUUGUGCAUAAAUGUAGAGUAGUUUAUUUGGUGUUAUUUCUUAUUACUUUAAGUUUGCAAUGUUUUAGAAGUUCCAAGAAGGUUGUAUUAAACGCAAAGCAAAUGAAGGUCGGCUUCGUUGGCUGGAAUCGGAUUCGAAUGAUUCUGACGAGGACACCAAUUCCAAGAACGACGUACUAUCUGAAUCCAAAGAGAAAGAAGACGCUUCAGAAGGACCAAGUGCUUCCAUUGAACCGCUUAAGUUCUCAUUACCUACUGGAUUGCAGCCAGAUGAACCCAAUGUGGAAGCAUCGUCACCUUCCAGCCAGAAGUCGAAGAAAAAGAAGAAGAAGGUAAGCUUUGCAGGUUUGGAGGUAUGCCUGUCUUUGCUUCGAAAUCUAUAGUUUCUAGUUUUACAAACAUUCUUUUAGUCCAAGAAACAGAAGCGCGGCAAGUCUCGGUCUAAAUCAUCAUCACCUCCUACCCAAUCCUCAGCGACCUCAAAUUCACUUUUACAAUCCGGUCGGUUUAGGUUGAUAUAGUUUUGGCUAGAGUUGUUCUUUUAAAAACAAUCUUAAAGGGAGCAUUUUACUUAAGAUGUUGUUGUAGGUUCUCAAAUCUCAUUUGUUGGUGCAUUUUUGCCAUUGAACUCAAACGACAUCAGUUAUGUAGCUACUAACAACGUCCACCAAUUCACUUAUACCUUUGACGGUAGGUUAAUGUUUUGAAUAUGAUGCUGUUCUAUAAGGUGCUUAAUGUUAUUUUUUAAAGGUAUUGGCUGUCUAAAUGUACCUUGUAAAUGAUAACAUUUAUUUUACGGUUUUCAGAAGCAUUUCAAGCAAAUUCUCGUGGCUUCUGCGAGUUUCUGGCCUCGAAAAUCGAGUUCGGUCCUCAAGGUCAGCUGAAGGUGAAGCUGCCUCGGAUGAACGGUGUAUAG